This is a messenger RNA of Rhopilema esculentum, 21165 nucleotides long. RefSeq lists its product as uncharacterized. NCBI's taxonomy places the organism in Eukaryota, Metazoa, Cnidaria, Scyphozoa, Rhizostomeae, Rhizostomatidae. The record is from RefSeq and is a predicted model, not a curated record.
UAAAUACGUAUAUGCUAAAUGUUCUUCUCUAAAUUUGGCUUACCUACCAAGGCAGAAUAGCUCACUGCUUUGCAACAAUCAGGGGCGGAUCCAGAGCAAACUUGAAGGAGGGGCAGUUGGUAGUGGGGUCGCUGAAAAAUUUUCAAAAAUUGAUGACGAGAGAACGCUCUAUACAAUAAUUUCAGAUCCAUUUUCGGAAUAAACAACAUAACUUUGAAGUAAUCCUUGAAGCAAAUUAAACUAUUGGUCUCAGAAACUUUUUCAAAAGGGGCGCACAAUUUCCAAAAAAGGAGCACCAUACUUUCUUCAACUCGUCGAGGGAGGGCAACUGCCCCUGGUUGCCCCCCUUUAAAUCCGCCACUGGCAACAAUUGCUGGGUGAAUUCCUAAAACCAGUAACAUGCGUCUGUUGAUUAUUUUGUAAUCAAUAUUUUAUAAAACUGUCAAGGCUGGAUGGCGUUUUCGGUACAUUUGACUAAAGCUUUGAUGCAUUCUUUGUAUGGUUUUGAAAAUCAUCCCAUAUCUUCUCAUUUUUAUUUGGAAGAACUUUGUAAUGCUAUAAGCUAAUUUUUCACGUGCCUGGUGCUUGACCAGCCUCGUUUCAAAUGUCUUGCAACGUUUGGAAUCGUGAUUUCAAGACGUGGACGCAAAAUGGGCCUGAAUUACUGAAUAACAAGUUUGUGUUGACAUGAAGAAAAAAGACUUGAUCAAGGUCAUCGUAUGCUAGGCACCAGAUCUGCGUCAUUGAAUCUGUUUUUAGUGUAGCCAGUCUUUCUUGCCAAGUUCAAAUUUUUUGAAUCUUGAAUUACCGUGGGAAUGGCUUGGUCUCGUGAAUCAUAAUUAGAGGGUUGGACUUUCUCAAGUUCCUCCAUAAAGGGCAAUGUUGCAGGAAGGAAAUUACCAUUAUGAAGAGAAGGAUUUUAUCGUAUAUGACCAAAUUUCCUUGAUUUUAAGCGGAAUGAAAAUAUGAUUCCAUACUUCCGUUAUACUAAGGUUCCAUUAAUGUGACAUUUUGUUACAUAGUUUACAUGCACUGUUAUUCAAUAAAAACUAUAAAUUUUCUUUAAGAAUAAGGUACAAGGUUUUGAAAUUUCCCGAAUAUUUCGGGACGCAAGCGUUCUGAAGAAAAUUUACGCGGGGCGAGUAGGCUGUUGUUUGUAAUGUACUAAGCGUGUAGGAAUGUGUUGAAUUCUUGGGGAAGGGGGUUAGGAUUUGAAAGGGUCAUUAAUUUGUAGUAAUCAGACAUUUAAAUAAGGAUGGGAGGGGACAAUUGCUCCGACUGGGUUCCUAGAAUACACUAGUAGCUGGAACCUUCAAAGCAAGUAUCAAAACUAUGCCUGCGAUUUCUUGCUUAUGCCGCAUUUGUAAACUAUAUAUAGGACAAAUGGGCUAUACAAAAUGACGGGGAACCCACUGCACAUUGAUGUAUUUUAUCAGUUAUUCAUUUAUUUUUGUUGCGUUGUUAAAUUCGGUUAUUUUUUAUAUAUUAAGUUGCUUUUGAUCAGCGUUAGUAUAGCUAGUAGUGUACGUUUGCCAACUCACAAGAAAGAAAAGAUGAAAAAAACAGAAAAGGGUAAUCUAAAUGACCUCAAAUACAAAUCUGGGUGUGUGUAUAAUAAAAAAUGGUUUCUUAAUAUAAGGAAUUUGUUCCAGGCAAAGCUGCAUCCUCGGUAGAACACCCUCUGCAGAUGACAUAGAAAAUUUUUCACUUUAUCGCAAGCUCCGAUUUUGUAUGAAAUUAUUCAAUAAAUUAAACAACUUUUUAUAAAAGAUAAAACAAUCAACUAUCUAAAAGAAAGUAAACAAGAUCUUGCGAUAGGAAUGUUCAGACAAUUAAUAGUUGAAAUCCACCCUUUGCUGAUAAAAGACAAUUUUCCAUAAAUGAAUGACCCUUAACAUAAGAAACUCCAUAUUUAAAGCACAUGCAAAAUAUGUGGAAUAAACAUCAUUUUUCAUAGAUGUAGCCAAAUAUGGAGCUCGAUCCCCAACGAAAUAAAACUCUUCUAUCUUUACAAAUUUUGAAGAAAAAAUUUACCAGGAUUUUCAUCAUUCGAUUGUACUUGUAAACUUUGCAAGCAAGACAAACACAAAAAUUGUUAUGUUUGAUUUUCCGCGAUGGUGGCAACUUUAAACUAAGAAUGGAUAAAUAUUUUUUUCAGAUUCUGACAUCGAAAAAAAUCCUUCUAGGGCUUACUAUUAGAACCAAUAAUAAUUUUUUUGGCCUAAAGGCUGUAAAAUACAUCUUAUUAUAUUAUUAUAUAACAAACACUUUGGCCAUUGUCGUUAAAAGCUUAUUAUUUCAUUAUAUAACAAAAUUAUUGCAUAUAAAUCUAUGCGAUUAUAUUAACAAUCAUGUCAGGUGACUAGAUGUUUUCCAAAAUAUUACAAAGGUUCUUUACCCCUGCUUCUUCUCUGCGAUGUAAAAGAAUAGUAAGAUUAGAGUUACAUUUUAUCGAUGUAAGAUGUUUUGAAAAUCAAUAUUUGCUUCUUUAUUAAAUAUUUCAGUGUCAGGUUGUUCUUUAUUAGAUUCCAUUGAAUGUAUAGCGUUACAUUUUUAGACACUAAUUUUGAGCUUCUAUCAAAGAUCACUGUGGAAUGUUUUAAUCCCCGAUUUAUUUACAAAAUACAAUUUUUGGAAAUGGCAACUUAAUGAUUUGUAAUGCUGGAUUCAGAGAGUGAGGCUUCAGACCAGUGAUACCCCUUUCUUGAAAGUACUUUUCAUUUUCACUUAAUCCUUCCUUAUCAAAGUCAUAGGGCUACCAGGUGCAUAUAUUUUACUCAACCCCUCUCCCCUUUCCCCUCUCCCCAACAUCGAUAUUUUUUCUGACUGAAAGGGACAGCUGCAAAACUUCUAAAUAUUUUUCCUAAAAUUGUUUGCAUUGUUCGGAUUCUUCAGACCUAAACAAAUAUUCCUCCCCAAUAUUUGAUAUCUUGGGCAUCUAUUUUUUUUUAUUUCUAUCAAAUCUUUAUCAAACCAUGCAAAAUCUCUACCAGAGUCGAAAUCUCAUCUGUCUCAACUCAUCAGGAUGGUACUUUCUAAUGCUCAAAAUUAUUCAGCGUUUACAGAAAAAAACUUUAUCUAAAGUUCAUACCACUAUCAAAAGAAAUAUUAAAGCAAUUAUGAGAUAGAAAUGAAAAUAAAACACGUACUUCUGAAAAAACAAAUAAUGGCUUUAAAAAAGCAAAAAUUUUGAAACAUAUUACUAAAGCUAUUCACCUGACACUCUUCGGAGUAUAAAAGGUCAGAACCUAGAUCGACAAAUCUAAGCUAGUGAACAAAUAUAUACCCAUCAUUUAUAUUUCCAGUAUAUAAACUGUGUAUAUAUAUUUCCUGCGUGGAUUUGUCGAUCUAUGUUCUGACGUUCUAACUCUGAAGAUUGUCAGACGCAAAGCUUUCGCAAUAUGUUUCAAAAUAUUUGAUUUUUCAAAGCCAUUUUUAAAUUCUGUACCACGAAAUGAUUGUUUGCAAAUUACAAAGAAUUUAUCGUUGGACAUAUCGAAAGCUCGGCUAGGUCUGUGAAAUUACAUGUUAAUCAGAUAAAUAACAACUAUUGACUAGUAUGAUGAUUUUAUACUAAGUUUGGUGUGUGCCUCGGAUUAGCAUUGUUUUGUGUGUGCCUCAGAAAUUUAAGGACAUAAGGAGAUCUUGCUUAUCUCAAUUCUGCUCUGUUUAUAAAACAUAAAAUGAAGUAAUAUCGUUGUUAUUACCUCUAUAUCUUGCCUCUAGUAGGCAAAUGGUAGGCCCCUGCUCAACGGGAAACCUUGUUUCAAGGCCCCCUUUCCCCAUAGUCUAUAAUCUAUCCAUUCAAAUAUUUUAACCUCUUAGAUUUAUAUUUCCCAUAUCUAGCUAUUUUGUUGUUCAGUCUUGUAUACAUUCAGCAGGUUUUUUCAAAUUUCUGUUAUAUUCCCCUCGUGUUCCCCGGCUCUUAAGGCAUCUGAAAUUGUAGUCCAGAACAAUAUGAAUUUCAGACUUCGUGGUUAGGUUGUCUUUUACGUGAUGCAAAGGUUUUGGGACUUUGGUCUUUUUCGGGCAAUAUCAGGUUAUCAACCCACGUUUAAGCCGAAAGUUUCAUUGAAAUGUCAACGGUGACAUUUUGUGGGGAUAUAGUAAGGUAUCGUUUAUUCAGAAGUAUUUUUAAUUUUCUUUGUGUCUGUGACAAAAAUGAAGAAAAAGUUGCUUUGGUGUUGUCUCUGGAUCCCACUUAGACGCUUGGCUAAAAUUACCUCUGCGAAGGAAUUCAGGACGAUGAUUUUUUUGUAAAUCUAAUGAAUCUGCGGCUGCGCGGUUGGGGGCUUAAAAUCAAACUUGCUUUUAUGAGAUACGUCUUGAAACGAAUGACCCUAAUUACUCUCUGUGUACUCAUGACGGGUUUUAAAGAUAUCCAGUUGCUUUCCGGAGAAGAGAAAAGCUGCCCAGUGCGGUAAGGAAUCUAAAAAGGAUCGCUCUCGGAUGAGCAUGACGUGAGCCAAGGAAGACAGAGUCGAGACUGCAUCCCAGUGUUGCUUUGCAUUCCACUACCGGAGUAUUGAAUUCUCAGCCGUGUGCCGAGUGCUUUAAUACGGAAAUACGAAACGAGGACUGUUGCCAGAUAAGAUUGCAACUCCGAAGAUGCUCGCCAGUUUUAGGAUUUGCCAUUUGUUUGAGCUGUUUCUGACCUUUUCUUUAUGGGAAGUCUCUCUAGCCCGGCCACGAUCAAGCCCCACAGAAAGAAGCACAUCAAGAUCAUAUUUUUCACGAUGUGGAAAAGGAUCGUCUUCAAAUCUUGAAAGACUGAGUUCUGCUGUUCCCAUCAAGAAGCUUUUGGCAUCAUUUGACAUCAGUACAGUAGGUUCCUCUGUCUCUUUUAUCAAUGGUCUAGAUUUUGUUUAAAUUCCGUGGUAUAUUGACGGAGUUUUGUUUGCUUUGCAUUUAUUUUUGGGCGAUUGUUAGCACACAUUGGCAAACGUGCCUCUUCUAAUCGUGCAGAACAUUACCCAUGCCGUACGUAGUUCCACACGAUCUAAAAUGCAACAAAUCUAACUGGAUAUUCAAUCAAGUAAAGGCCUCCCGUUCAACCGAGUUUACCCAAUGACUGCCCUGUGACAUUCAGCAGGCACAUCCAUAGCUAAACGUAGAAAAUCAUGCAACAAUUUUCACGCUCUAACGGGGGGCUUCUCUCAGCAUUAAAAAAUCUUACUUUUAAGGUGAGCUGUUUUUGUCGUUUUUUUGCGGUGCCUCAAUAGAGCGUCAGGAAUGUUUCUUUAAGCCAUUAAAAAAUUUCCAAUCAUUGUGACUUGGAUGAUCCUCUUUUGACUGUAACACAACCGAGAGUUCUUUGCCCAGAAACGGAUAUUGGAUAUUGAGAUACUUGUUCCAAGCACCUUGAAUAAUUACUCUAAUUGUUGUUGCACGCCAUCUCAAAGAUUUUCCAAAGAUGUCAGUCGACCCAUGGCGUGCAUGUUCUCAAAAUUUGACCCUCAGAAAUGAAAUAUUGCUUGCUAAUGUUAGAGACACCUAAGCCAUCUUUCGUGAAUAUUUACAUCGGGACAAAACAGAUAUAAGUCAAUAUUGCAGGGCCUAAAACUAGUGCGGAGCUGUCUCGCUGGUGGGCUUAUAAAUGAAAACUGUUAAUGUGUUGCUAAAAAGUAUGCAUUUUAUGAGUAUUAUUGAAUUCAAAUGCCAAAAUGAGUUUACACCGAAUAGAAUGUAUUUCAGGUAAACUAGAACAUUAAAAGUACUAAAAGUAUUGAAGCCAUCUAUCUUUAUACGCCAUUAAGCAAAGAUCCACCGGCGAAAUUCUCAGAACUGCGGAGCUCUCAAAGAUCUUAUCUUAAGCACAUCCAUAUAAUCCUACGCGUAAAUUUAGAUGAAAAAAGCAUGAAAAUCUAAUUUUUUCAUUUUCAUUAGCCUUUUUUAUUUUUUGUAUAGGUUUUUUUUGUAUAGCAGAAUCACAAUCAUCAAGUAUAGGCUUUUUCGCGCCACAUAAUUUCAUACGAGAGCCCACAACGUCCUGGCUUUCAAUAUCUUAAAAGCAUUCUCAAAUGAAAUUUGUCAUAUUCAAGAGAGGCAUUAUAGCGCCAUUCAGGUUUGAUGGCUAAAGAUACCCUGAUUCCUUCGUAAACCUUUUUACAUAUUAAGCUACAGCUGUUUAGCCAUUUUUAAAUGCCUCAGCCGAUCCACUCGAAGUUCAUAUACUUAUUUUUAUGGGUCUAUACAAACCAGGCUCGUGAGCAAACGUGGGCCAAUAUACGUGGGAAUGUCUGUACAAUCUAAACAAACCUAAUUAUCAAUGUAAACGGUUUCAGUAUCGAAAGAAUGUCGGAACUUUUAGUUGAAAAGAACAAUAGCAACUCAGUAACUAUGUUCGGGGAGCCCUGUUUUUUGUACUGUUUGUUGUCGCUGGGGAGGCGUAUUCGCUAUUUUUCUUGCCAGUUUACGAAAAAUGCAAAAUUUUGUUUAGAGAAGGGAAUUAACCUAGUAUUCGGGAACCUGGCAAGUCUAACCAGGCAAGAUUUCUUCAUCAUAUACGGUUUUGCUUUGGAAACUGGGUAUUCUAAGUAAAAACAAAUAAUUGAAAAAUUUGGCCAAGGUCUUUGUCAUCCAUGAUGAAAGAUCGAGGGCUGGAAAUAACCCAGCAAUCAAUAGGGAUUCUAAAUAUAAUCCGCUUUGCGUCCUGUUUAAAACAACUUUGACAAACAAAGAGUGUAAGGGCUUCCUCUCCCGAGAUAGCAGCUCCGAUCCACAUGCCUUGAUUUCCACUGUCAACCCACAUAGGCUCUUCAGGUAUGCAAAAGAAAGUAGAAUUUGUCAUUUAGAAGACGUCUCUGCGAUCUUUUUAUGUCUCAAUACGAUCUUUUUGCUGGUGCCUGUUAAAACUGAAAGCACCAAGACCAUGCCCUACCGUAACUGCACUCAUUUUCAUAAGAAACCGGCCAUAAGGAACGGAUCCCUAUUAUGCCAAAAAAUUUUUGCGAAUGAUGAUGCACUGAAGCUAGACUCUUUUUUUUAAGAACCAGUAAACUUAAGUUCAGGCUGACUGUUUAUAAUUUUUUCGAAAAUCUGAGGCUAGAUUGUUCUUAAUUUGUUCUUUAUUUAAUAGGGUGUAAGCAGUGUGAGUGCUAGCUUUUUUGCUCUAGGGAGUUAGUCAGAACUCAUUUGCCAGUGAGGCAGCCUUCAUUUGCCGAUAGGUUUGAAUAUUCACUCAAAAAGCACCCACAUAUGGCUAAAAAUCCUCGAUUUUGAGAAAUUUUUUGCUUGUUCAAAAUUGUAUUUUGCAGAAGCUCAGCCUCAGCUUGUUCUUAAUUUGUUCUUAGCUUUUGACCAAUUUUGAGGCUCGUGUUCUUAUACAAAAAGAGUGUAUCAGAAAGUGUUAUGUGCUUCUCUUAGUUGUUUUAAAGGAGGUCAAGACAAUGAGCAGUUCUUGUACGGUUUACUAAGUACCCAGUAUCAUGCAAAAUUACUUACUUGAGAGGGAGGGGGGGGGGGGUAUAUCACUGUCUUUCCCUUUGCAUUGCACUGACAUAUCUCUUCCCCCAUACCUUCGUUGGCACCUCAAUGCAUUUCCCUAAUGGUCUGCCUUCGUGGUUUGUUAACGGUUUGUUUAUGAUAGACGAGGAGGGGGGUCUUGAAGUGAGUAAAAACGAGGUCCUACAUGAUAGCCUUGUUCACUACGUGAUAAUUCUAGACAUGUCUAAAAAUCGUAAUAAUGCAUUCAGAAAUCAUGCGAUAGAACUAGUUGAGACGUUACGAAUUACCCAUUUGAUGGAUUUUUGUGGUUUUCAUUUAUUUACUUGGGCUUGGCACCAAUAAAAUCCUUGAACAAACACGGGAAAUCGUUCUCGUCGCCCUGAAUAUUUUCCUUUCAAUUUAGGCCACAAAAAACGUGACUUCAAGCGAAUAUGUUUGAGUACUUUUUGUUUGGAGGUCUUAUUUCGUGUCUAAGUGGGUAACUUCUAACCGAUUUAAGUCUAGAAAUUAUUUAAAAUACACUUUUUCUGAUGACUAGAAAUGUUCUUUCUGACUUUUCCAUUAGUGCCCUUGGCACACCUUUUUAAUAGCAUCUUCCUGAUAGAUGCUGAAACAAUAUCCCCGAACGCUGUUUUGGGACAUCAGUCUUUUUCGACAUACAUUUUUAUGAGGUUUAGUUCCCUGAAGCUUAAAUGCGAAAUAAUUCAAAAUGUUUGCUCCAUAUUCCAAUGGGCUGCAACAAUUAUAAUCUCUUGCACUUCUUCGUCAUCUUUUUCUACAUUACUGCUUGGAUUCUUUUCCUCUUAUUUCUCUCUUCGCCGCUAUGAGGCGUGUGACGGAAUUGAGAAAUUGCAGAGUUCUUUAGUAGGUUUGUAUUUCUAGAGGGCCGCGCCUUAAACUUCGGAUUUGGAGAGGGAAGCACAUUGGAGAAGGGUAGAAAUUUUAAAUUUAAGAAGUUUAUAUCACUGCAAAAUGUCACGUCGUUAAUUCAUACUUUUGUGUAGCCCACCUACGUUCCGUUGCUGUUAUUCUGGUGGAACAAGUGACAAGAAUGCACUUCUACUACAUCCUUUUUUAUAAGAAACGGUGAAUUGAAGUUCAAACUUGCUGCUCUUAAUUUUUUCAAAACAAUUGAUGCUGGAAUGUUCUUAAUUUGUUCUUAAAACAUUAUGUUGUAAGCAGUGCAAUUGCUAGCGUUUGUGCUGUAGAGGGUGUUCAGACCUCAUUUGCGAACACAGUGACAAUUUGUGUUUGAAAAUUCACCGAAGACGCACGUGAAAUUUUUUUAGACAAAUUUUUUCAAAAUUACAUUAAACAGCAGCUUAGCCCCAGCUUGCUCCAAUUUGCUCUCAAUUUUUUACCAAUUUUGCGGUUCGUACUUUUAUAAAAAUUUUCUUAUAAAAAAGAAGUGUAAAACAAAUUAAGUUUUGAAUAUGCCGAUUCAAGGCAAGUCUGGAUAUAAAUAUAAAAAUCAAUAGGCUUUACUUUACAUAAGCCAUGUUAAAACGUACUGUCGCUUUUAUAUCCAUGUUUGAGCUAAUCAGAACACCAAUGGAUUCAUAAUGUCAAGCGUUAAUCGAGGGAUAAGUAAGACUUUCUUUUCUUACGCGGGCAGACAAUUUGCUGUUAAGGUCUUCACCCCUCCUUCGGAACGCCUCAAUUCAAAAUGGAAAAUGUCAGUCAAACGAGAAGCAAGUUUGGUUAAAGUUCUGUCCCUUGGGCAUUGUGUGCCAUUUGCAACUUAUUCUUAUAUAUUUAGGAGAUAUUUUGAUGUUCAUCAAGAGAGCGAUCUAUUUGUUAUGAAAGCAGGACAAUUCGCUUUUCAACAAGGCCCAAAGUAAACUUUUGUACCCAUUCAUUUCAGCGAAGUUUAUCUCUUUCUUUUUUCUCUUUAUGUUUUCAAUCGAGUGCUUUCACACACCUAUAGCUAUUAUUUUUCAAAACCAAAAUAUUCAACAGAGGAAUUGCCAAUUUCAUCGUUUUCUUUGUACUAACACAAGCUGAGUUUCGUUUCUUUGUGUAGCAUUUACUCUCAACCUCUUUCGUUGAGAGUUCCUUGCAUCCAUCUGGUUUAAUUAUUUUUUAAACUUGCUUGGGAAAUCACGAGAGCUGUGCCCUUCUUAACGUUUUGGAAGAAGUGUUUCUGUUCUUUGUUUCUCAAAGAUUAGCAUCGUUUACAAGCAGGUAUCAAGUAAAUAUGGCAGUCAAAACGCUUCGUUAUUCGAGAACCAAAUUUUUAUCUUUUCAAGGUUGAAACUUGGACGAAAAUCCAAAUAUUUUAAAGUCAAGUAUUUUUGUUUCUAAAGUAUAAAUAUCUUCGUCUUUUGAAGGAAAAACCGUCACAUUUGGAAGACAGAAUUUAGUUAACCAUGUGCUUCGUGGGGUUGUAUUCACUAUAAGAAAAGUUUCGUGAAUAUCAACCCCAGUUUUUAGGUUUUUUUGUGGAAUCUUGGAUUCAUGUGAUUCCUUUUCAUAAAACUUUCCCUUGCUAGACGAUAAAUAGAUUCCCCUACGAGGAACUGGUUGAGGAAUGAAGCUGUCUGCAAAAGCAUUUGUGCCAACGUGGAUGGUAGCUAUCAGUUUCUCAAUGUGUCGUCUUGGUAAAGGAAUUUCAAACCUCUCUCAGUUCAUCUGCCGUCCAGGCAAAAGUUCAGCUGACAUUUGAAUGAUAGGCCCACAUCGGAUUUCACUGUGGUAAAUAGUGUUAAUGGAAAGGCUAGAAAUAUAAACUGAAACAUCAGACUACUUGCAAGUGUUAAUGGAUAACGUCAUUUUUCAGUCAUUGACGAGUCAUAGAGGAAUAUGGUUGGAAUUGGGUAAUAUGCGAUGCUCCAAUCUUAAAAUGUCAUCAGUCUGAAGAUAAUGUUUCGUCAAAAUCAUUCUGGGAUAUAUAUGUUUAAAAGUCUUAUUUUCCACUUUCGAUAUUCAAACAAUAUUCUGUGUACUCUAUCUAAGACCGUGUCAUUCUUUUCGAGGACAUACCUUGCUUCGAACAACAUUGUCUAGGGACCGACAGCACAAUCCAUUCCUGAUACAUCACGUGUACCGAGGCUUUGAUUGCAAAAGUUAACUUUUUUGGAGAGGGGGGAGGGGUGGGGGAUGGCUAAAUGUGCUAAUGACCUAGAGCAUGACGACUUUUUGUACGGUUUUAAGUACAUUUAAGAAAUUAUUGGGAGGCGGGCUAAAGCCCCCGUAGCCCCCUCCCCUAAAGAACAAUUGUGACUAUGGCCCUGCCAACGACCAAUGUUAACGUUCUGUUAACUUUUCAGUUCAUUAUUAAGGUUAUUGACGUUAGCAAUAUUAUGCAAGAAGAAAGAGUCAUUAUUUAUUAAUAUAUGAGACAUGUUUAAACUAUUUAGGAAAAUUAUGCAAGAAGAAAGAGUCAUUAUUCAAUAUGAGACAUGUUUAGACUAUUUUCAAGUUGAUAUAAAACUAACCAACAAUGCUCUGCAUUAUAUGAGAUCUUUAAUGGUAGUUUUAAACCAAAUCUUGAUUCCCCAGUAAUAGCCAAACAUUGAUUAUCUCCUAGAUUUCUUGAUCGACAUUUGACCGUUAAAUCUAUCAGCUUUUACAUUUAAUUACAACGUUAUACGAAAAUCGAACGACCUAGCUUAUGUCAUUCUAACAACGAUUUGUCAUUUCGUCGAUAGCAGUUGCAGGACCAGCGUCAAAGGGUGGGGGUGGGGUGGGUAAUUCCAUGAGGGCAUUGCCUUUCCUUUUUUUCACUGAAUGAAAGGUUAUAAUCGGCUCAGAUAAUCAAUUCAGAUAAACAUUUAACCUGCAACAAAUACAUUGAGCCAAAGUCCACAUGUAAAACAACGCCAUCAAAAUAUUUGCCACAAUUAGGACAAGAAGGGGUAGGAGGAGACUUCUUUACAUUGUUGGCCUCUUUAGUUUAGGAACAGUUGCACAGAACUUGCGUUGGUUGCAGUAUGAAAGAAUGUACCAAGCUAAAAGUCGUGAAAAUCUGUCUGUAAAUUGAUACAGCCUUCCUGGGUUACACACGGUCAGAGGGAUUCCAUCCAUUUGAUAUGAAGCAUUAGCAUCUCCAUGACUAAGACGAAAGAUCAACCCAAAGAUGGCCGCCUUUGUCUUUUAAAUCCCCGAUGAAUUGAUUACUCCCGUUUGUUUAUUAGAAGCUUUUUCCUGCUUCACAAGAGUACUCUAUACGGGUCAGAGGUGCAAAAUGUACUUUAGGUGUUCUUUUAGAACUAGAGAUAGUGUCCCAUGGUUUACGGCAUGUUGUUACGUUUUAGAGCACAAGUCAUAGAAUAUGAACUAGUUGUUUCUUGUUGUUAAGGAGACGAGUCUAGAUUCCCAUUUUCAUAGCCUUUAUUCUAUCCGUUUUUCCAAACCAAAGCCCGUCGCGCUUCAAAACGAUAUGAUCGAAUUUUUUGUACCAUAGUUGGAUCAUAUAAACCAGAGUAAUGUUCCUACUUCAGAACAGACUUAGCAAUGCAAUAUUAUAUAUUUUUUAUUACUACUGCGCAUGUGCGUGCGAUGCAGAAUUUUGAAAGCAACUGGACCUUCGGACAAAUGGUGGUUCGUCACUUCAACAAAUAUAAUUUGCUCAAACUGCCAAUACUUUUCCCAUCAACUAACGAUAACACAGACGACAACAAACAAUCCUUUUACUAAAUGACAUGCAUGGCUUUCAAGCAUUUUACUAAUGACGUCGUGAAGGUUUGGGUCUUUCAAGCGCUAUAAUAUGGCCUAAGUAAGGUUAAAAUUACCAGACAUUGCAGUUGGCCUCGCGGUGCUAUAUGACGUCAAAAAUUCACCAAAAAUAGUUGAAAGCCUAUCUGUUUCCACUAGUUUCUUACCUAAUAAUUCCACAAUCUACACUUCAAUGUCAUCAAUCUGAAGCUACCAUCUUCGCUGGUUUUAUAAGAUAAAAUCAGUUUAAUUUAUUAGUCAAUUGCCCAGAUAAUUUUCAAAAGGAAUGCGCCCAAGAAUGUGAUGGUGUAAAGAUUCCUCGGUGAUGAAACCGCCACUCGAAUUGGUGAUGGCAGAAAGAUCAACUUGGCUGUUGGCUAGGUAUCACUUUUGCCGCAGGUCAUCAACCAAGUCUAAGGUUGCACAUAGUGACAUAUUAUCAAAAGUUUGGCAAUGGUGCUCAUCGAGUGUUACACAGGGCCAAUCUUUGUAGGAGUUAAUCACCUGAUUCCCCUGGUCCCCUCCAACCUACCAUGGGUAUCAGUGCAACAAAAUUUGGAGCGAGGAAAGGGAAGAUAUGAGCGGAGAAGCGGAGGAGCGGAGGAGCGGAGAAGCGGAGAAGCGGAGGAGCGGAGAAGCGGAGGAGCGGAGAAGCGGAGGAGCAUCUAUUGAGAAGAAGGAAAAGUGACUCUGGGCUAACCCUCGUCCAUUCUCGUAUGGUGUUUCAUUUUAUGUUUAACCAACCAAAAAACGACGAAGGAGCAAAGCAUGUUCUGAAUCCAGGAAUUUCAAGAUCCGCUAGCAGCGCAUAUAAUCAGUAAUGUAGCAAUGAUCAACUUUGGUAUGCGACACAAAGAAACCAAGAGAUCUAUUGCUGAAAUUAUAAGAAAAAUACUCUUGAUAUUAUUCCCCAUAAACACUGAUAAAAGAAAGUAGUGAAGCAUAGUUUCUGAACCGAAAGAUUUUAGCAAUGUAGCGGUCUCUAGAGUUAUUGCCCGCAACUCGCGCGCGAUAGCGCGCGAGUGAAGGGCUUAUAGUCUGCCCCGCGUAUAAGUAGCAUAUGGAAGCUUCAGUUCAUGUUGUCAGCACUUUUUCAGCAGAUUUUGUCACUUUUCUGCUGCCAUGACAACUGUCAAUCAAUUUCAUUGUCAAUCAAUCGGCUUUGUCGAGGAGGUCGUUAACCGCCACCUCUUUGUGCGGAAGGGAAUUAUCUUCGGAGCGUUGCUCUGCCAAGACUCUGUUAAAGGCCUUCGGUUUUUUGGCACGAAAACGGUGCUGCAUCACAGCUCUGUUCUCCGCAAUGGAUGGAAGUUUUGAUUCGAAGUUUUGGGAAUCAAAACCAGUCGAAUGCCACACUUUUCUCCCAAAAACUCGAGACCGUACGAGCAAAAGUUAUGAUUGUUGGCACGAAAACGGUGCUGUAUCACAGCUCUGUUCUCCGCAAUGGAUGGAAGUUUUGAUUCGAAGUUUUGGGAAUCAAAACCAAUCGAAUGCCACACUUUUCUCCCAAAAACUCGAGACCGUACGAGCAAAAGUUAUGAUUGUCUUGAUUAUCGAAAAAUAAAUGUCAAACCCUCGAAAAACUUCAUGAUUUUCAAAAGGGCGUUGGACUUAAAUCAAAGGCAAACUGAACACCAAAAAUUCUUGAUAAAAAGAAUAGUUUAGCAUCAACUAGAGCAGCUGUUUUUAUAGAAUUGUGAAAACCCAAGAUGGUGUCUUCUUCGAAUAUCCUGACCUACAUUUUCAAAACAAUCAUUAUCAAGGAACUAAUUGUUUGCGGGCAGUACUAGCAAGAGCUAUUUCUAGUUCUAGUGUUAUCCUGACUCUAGUGUUAUUGAUCGAUCUUUACUGACUGUUCAUCCUAGCAUAGUUGUUCUUCAAAGUUAUUCAUAGAGAUUGGAAAUGAGUUUUGAAGUGAUCAGUGUCUAAAGCAAUGCUUGAAUUACAGAUGAUGCCUUUGGGCAUAGCUAACAGCAUCCAUAGCUCAUACUGAACUAUGCAAGUAAUCUGACAAGUGAAUACGAAAAAUUUAAAAACAAAGAAAAAUUCUUCCUGUGUAAGUUACCAUUUGCAAAACAUGUUGGUAUUUCCUCCACAAAAGUUUAAGGAAAUCCUCAAAACAACAGAGAAAUGUUUGCACAGUGUCUGAUCAGGUCAAGCCAGUGUAAAUUGCUCUCUGUUAUGAUGGGUGGCAUUCAUCGCAGUCAACAAAAUGAACGUCGCCUUCUUCCGACUUGAAUCAUGCAGUUCUUACAGCAUUUGUUUUAUAACGAAGACCAAGGUGAUAACAAAGAAAGAUUUCGGUGCACCAAAUACAGUUCUCUGGUCAAAGUUGGUUAAGGAGUACCAGGUAGAGGGCAAAAAACCAGCACCAUUCAGUGAAGUGAAACAUCGCCGAAUAUUUGCGCGAAGCAAACUGGAAGAUAGUUGUUUACACGGGUUUUACGUCAUCGGAAAAAGCGCGGAUGGCGGAUCAAGCAACGUUCAAAAAGACAGCUCUCCAGCGUCAUUGCUCACUCAAGGAGAACUAAGACGCGAUAAGAAGAGACGUAAGAAAAAGCGAAAGCCGCGUCGUAACAACUCGAAACGCCAGCGAAACAGACAUAAAAGACGCAAGCAAGGAAAUCGCAAAAGGUCAGCACAGGGGUGCAAGAGGGAUGAAGAGUUUUGUGUGCGGAGGUGCAUUGCUUGGAAUAAUGGUGACUGUGUCCGACUGCAAAUCUCUUGCAGUUUCCUGUGCCCCUCAAGCAAUUAAAAGUAGAGAGACAAGCAUAGCAAGCAACAAGCAGAGAAACAAGCUCUCAAUAAGAGAUAUCCAGGUUUGAGCCUCGCCAUUUAAACAUUUUGAAGUCAUUUUAUCUUACACUGCAUUGUCAGACAGAUAGCAUCACUACUGGAGUAAAUCUGCAUUGUAAAAGGAGAUAAAAUCCAUUCCUAGAGCUGAUGCAACAGUUUAUUCGGAGCCUACGUAGUAUGGCCUAGUCAGAGAUAGCAGACUUAAACUAUUAGGGCAUUACGGCUAACAUGUAUUGUAAGUCAAACACCAGCGUCUGUCACGUAGAUUAAAAGGCAAUCUGUCUCGUUGUGGAUUGGUUAACGAGAACAAUAGCUGAAACAAUAGCCUAAACACAAUUCCAGCGCUCCGCCAUAUUUUUUACAAUGCGAUAAUUUAAAGGGGGACUGGAAACAAUAAAAAAUCCCCUUGUUCUUAUAAUCAAUCAACGUCGUGACAGAUUGCCUUUAACAGUAAUCUUGUAGUUUUUCUCAUAAGAGAGACUUCCGCGAUAGCUGAUUUAGUGAUUGACAGCCAUGUUUUAGCCAAUCAGAUUCGCUAAAAACUUUUUAGUAGUGCAUAAGACGUGCAAGAACACGGGAUUGUUUUAGUUUUUCGCCACCUGUGGCUUAGGUGGAAUUAGGGCAUAAAACUAGUAGUUGCUUCAGGCUGUAUUUUAGCAAUGCCCUCAAUUCAUUAGGUUGACAUUUAAUGAACUGCUGUCAAUCAACAAAGCAGUACCGAUAUUUUAUGAUGUCUUUUCUUGUUUAUCAACAUCGGGCCAGCGUAAUAUCACGAUUUGCAGAAAACUGUUGGCAGAAAAGUCUUGUAUUUCUUUAUAUUCCAGAGUUGUUUAGAAUUUGCAUAGGUAUGAAGCUUCAUCCAAUGACAAAAAAUGUGCGAAAUGUCUUUUUUGUAUUAUCACAGAAAAUCAAAUGCAAAUAAAACAGCAACAACUUAUUUUAUCUAUACUCUACGCAGUCUGGAAAUACACGAAGUCAUCGGGUCGUGCCUGCAUAUGAUUCUCAAGUUACAAAUAACAAAUCUACAUUUUUUAUCAGAACCGAACUGCAAAAAUCGAUUGAGAGACUCUCUCGAGUUAGAGGCCAUGUACAAAAAAUACAGAAAAGGUUGUAUGGUAAGCUGUAGAGGCUAAUUUGCAAAUCUAGCUGGCACACCCAAUGCUUCCGAGAUUAAGGUUUAAAUCGAGAAGCAAUGGAAACAGAAAAGAGUGCUGUUGAUUGUUUUCUUGUGAUUAAUCAAACGUUUUAGUUGCCAAAAUAAAUGAAAUUUGAGAAGCUUUGUUAAAUUUGAUUCCAUAUAACGUGUGUUUGCCAAGAUCCCUUCCGAGCGUGAUUGCGAAAGUUCUAAUUUCUGAAACAGAAAACCUUGUAAAAGAGCAAGCGCCAUUUUGAUAAACAAGAGAAGACACUAUACAAUAUCGAGGCUUGGUUGGCAGUCGUAAACUAAUUUCAGCUUAGUUCCGUCUUACAAGUUGGGCACCAUCUGAAAACAUGUUUAGCUUCAAAUGUAUUCCCGACAGUGUUUAUCUUAAGAACAGAUAUUUUUUCCUUUCCUUGUUGAAAUCUUGCCGAACAAACCAACGGCUUAAUGUCAACAAAGUAGAAGGAUGUUGUACUGCUAUCGUCGUCGUAUUUUGGCUUAAUCUUAGUUUACGACCAAUUGGAACCUAUUUGCAACCUAUUAUUUGGUACACAACAGAGCACCACCUCAUCUCCAUUUUUCCAAGCUCAUUGUUAGCCGUCACAGAAAAAUGCCUACUAGGACAAAUGAUGGUAGAAAAGAAAAAGAUACCAUUGACGAUUUUUGGCAUAAAUGGCAAGUAGCAUAAUGAAUUCAAAUAUCGAAAAGAGUUUAAGAAAUAUAAAUAUCGUGCUGCUUUUUAAGCUGCGGAUACAUUUGCCUGGAGCUGCGAUGUCAAUAACCCUCGCCAGAAGCAAUAGCGACCUUUAAGGGCUUCCAUUUGACUGCAAAGUUACAAAAUGAGAUCUUUUGACAAAUAGACUUCUCAAUACCAAUACCCAUCAAUACCUCUUUUUCCUUCUCAUUUCCUGGUACUUUUUGUUGUAUGGCUAUCAUGGAAUUCUAUUCCAACAGAAUCCAAAAACAAGUCUUCUCGAAGUCAUAACUUCUUUGCAUGUCACUAUCUUGAUAAAGGAUGGUAAUGCAUAAACGGGUGAAUGAUUUUUGCUCUUCCCUUCAUUUGGAGCUCUUAACUUUUUCAAUGAUUUAAGAAAGUAAGAGAUAUUUACCUUUCGUUUCAUUAAUCAUAUGUAAUAUUAAAUUGGAAUUCGGAGUGCAAAACCGCUCGACUGGAGCUUUCUAGGUCAAAUGAGAUGGUUUCAGCAACCCCAUUAAAACCUUACACCACCGUUGCACAGCUGUUAUUCAAACGUUACGUCACCUGGGUUCUGCAUGACUCCUCAAUUCCAUGUAAAAUGGCGAUGGAACUCUGUUGUUUGCUCAUCCUCCUCCAGAUAUGACCCUGCCUGGUCUAAUUUCCUAUCCGUAUUUUCAGAUUGCAAAACCAGCAGACAGAGAUGUUCUGCUAAAGAUUUGUGAUGAGGUAACUUAGAUGUAAUGUAAGAUUUUCUGUAGAUAGAUUUGGAUAUUUUGUUAAAUUAAUUAAGCGAAAAUCGUUAUUUGUUCAUAGAAAUUUGAUAGGCACACACAUUGUGUGGACAUUAAACAUAUUUUCAGACAGUGUAGAGUAUUUUGUUGCAAAUUUUAGUGUACCAAGUAUUCCACAGACAUUUUAGAAAUCUUCGGUAGUAGGUGCUAAAUCCUUAUCAUAUAUUUAUAAUUUGGCUUUUCGGUUCGCUAGUAUAUUUCAUUUAGUUUUCAUUUUCAUUUACACUGGUAUUUUGCUCUUUAAUUUUUGGUAGUGAUUUCGCGGGAGAAAUUUGUUUUUGCCCUUGAUUUUUGAAAAUAUAAUCUUGAAAAAAGAAAUGUGUUUCUUUGAUAUCUUUCUGGAUAUACAAAAAUAUUGAAAGAAAAAUUAAUGAAGCUCAAGGUUAAUUUGCCGUGAACAUUUCAGAUUCAAGUUUUGUUCAUUUAAAGCAACUAAUUCUCAAAUAUUCCCCAUUAGGGUUUUUCCUUGAAAAUAUGUGUGGCAGCUCUUUAUUUCCGUGCAUUAAACCCCCAUUUUGCAAUUUUCAUUGUUUUAAAAGGCGAUUAUUGCUCCAAAGUUAUAGUUUUAAAAUUCGUUUAAUUUUUUUACGAAGAGUUGACCUUGAUCAUAAGAUGUUUUCAAUGGGGCCGUUGAUGAUUAACAAACAAGUUUAGAUUGCUUUAAAAAGAUUGUAUCGAUUUUUGUAAGAAUGAAAAUAUCUGAGAUGGGCUUAUGAAACUGUGAUCUGAAUGAUCCUUUGUGAAGGACAAGUAAAUUUGACUUUUAGCAUCCGUGUGCUUGUGCUAUCAAACUGUGCUUUUAGUUUGAACAAAAGGUAGUAAGGAAGUCAGAAAAUACAUUGUUCCUCAAAUUGAAAGUUAAAGUUUUUAGUCAGUGUCCAAAAACAAAGCUAAAAAGCACAUGUAUGCUGUUCUGAUCAACCAUUACAGGUUUACUUAAAAACUUUAAGAAAGAGUUACACCGUCAUUUUUCAAAAAUACUGUAGAAUAUUUUAUUUUGCAUCGAAAAAGCCUUUAAAAUAUUGUCUGUCCUUUUGCAUUUCAAUAAUUAUAGCAUUACCUGGAAAUUUCGCUACUUUUUGUCGAAAAUUGGCGGAAAUUGUCGGAUAUUGCACCCCUGAUUCAGAUGUAGAAUUUAAGCAAUGAAAUUAACAUGGCACUCUUUAUAACACAAUAGCACGAUCUGUUUUAAAGCAUUCCCUUGGCUAGGUAUGCACGAAUUCGUUUUUGUUACACAAUACCAACAAUGGCAUUCUUCCAUCGCUGCAUCGUUAAAAGUUGUUGUGUUUGUUGUGUUUUAUGAUGUAUGCUCUUUGUUUAUUAUUGUUUGUAACGACCUUUCUUGCAGCCGAAACAAAGUUUAGACCUACAUAUCUUUGCCAUCUCUCAAGUGUUUAUUUCAGCAAGCCAACGCAUAUCUAACUCGCGUCUUUUUAUUAUUAUGGUGAGGCCGACAACAAAACUUGAUGUUGCCCGCUGCCUAACGAAUAUCACGGUUAAUAAUGGUUGGAGUUAUAAAGAGGGCAAUCCUAUUGUUGGCAAUGGUAACUGGAUGUGAGGUGUGUUUUGAAGAACUGCUAACUGGAUAUUGAAGAAAAAAAGAAUGAACCAACGGCAUGGCAAAAGAAAAUAAACAACGAAAUAAUGAAACAUAACAAAAGAUUUCAAGAAGAUUCCAAAUAAACAAACUCAACAAGAAAUACAAGGCUACUUGAAGUCAACAACUUUCAAAAAGCUAGAAACAUUGAUUGACCAUUUAAAGUUCAUUGCUGUACCAUACUACUAAAAUCGUACUACAGGCAAAAAGGUUUGUCAACAUUGCAGUUACUUCGUAAAGCUUGGAUCUACUCAGUAGCUUAGUGAGGGGGAAGCAAGAGGGACUGGACGCAAACCCUCACCCCCAAUGGCAAAAAUUACCUUUGAAAAGAGGCGUUUUAGUGUUUCAAAAAGUGUGGUCCAACAUUAUGCUCUCGUUCAAUCUUACCACUCUGGCUACGAUACUGGAUCUACUGUAGUUUGUCUCAUUUUAGAUGUCACAUGAAAGUUCCUUAAGUUUGAAAUAGUAAUGAGAAAAAUGACAAUGACAAUGAGAAAAUCUUUCUGUUGCUUGUUUUCGUAACACUCACUUGAUAGCCAAUGUCAGGCAGAUCUUGGUAUUUACUACGAUAAACAGACAAAAAUACAAGUGAGUACUACAAAAAACAAACAGAGCAAAGAAAAAGUGGUUGGGUGACAUGUAGUGUAUUGCAUCAUACAUCUGAAUUAGUGAUUUGUUCAGGACGUAAUAAAGCAAAACCUUUGGCAGGAAUAUUUUGUCGUGGUACUUGAGAUGUGCAAAGCAAACAAAAUUUUCUGAAUUCUCCAUGCAAUCAUUUAUAUUGCACAUUGGCUUUGUGCUUUUUCUACCAUUGUAUUUCAAUUUGUGGGAGUUCAUUCUGCUGGCACAAAUCCUCGUGUAGGUAAAUGAGACAAGCCUAGUGGGUUGUUGAUACUAAAUGUAAUCAUUGAAGUGGGUUGGAGCAAGGCCACAAAUUUGUAUAUAAGAAUAACAAUAUGUAGUGCAACAGAAAUCUAAAUUCACGACCAAGUUGAUUCAGUUUAAAUAGUUAGUGAGGAUACAGGCAACAUUGAAAUUAUCAUGUUCUUGUCUGUAUUACUCUUGUGGCGUGUUCGGGUUCCGAAGACUUGGGCCAAGAAAUACUGCAAGUUUUCAUGUAACUCAGAUGUGUAUCAAGCUCAAUUACCAACUGAAUACAAUUUACAUAAAAGUUGGAUAUCACAUGUAAUUCUGGUUUACAUCAAUCAACAUAGCAAACACAAACUGUGCAGACACAGCUAGACAACAUAGUUACAGGACAGCAAAUCAAAGUUAUGAAUUAAUACAUACUGACAUGGCACCGAAACCCAGCUAGGGCCAACGUUACACUCUGAUAACAUCCUGGUUUAAAAGACAUUAUUGCAACAAAAACGAGAAUAAGAUCUGUGAGCAUAUUUCUAAUCAUAUCAAACAAAGUAAGACGACUGUUCCCAUUUCUACCAAGGUCUGUGUGCAUCACUUUUCGUGAUGUUCUCCUCCAUGUUUCCAAUAUGAGCAGCAGAAUACUUAAUUGAUUCUCAUUUUUCAAUUGAGAUUUAUAAAGUGAAAUUAAUACUCAACUUCCAUAUUUUUGCCGGAUGGUAGUAAAUAACAUAUGAUAUUAUAAAAAACUUCCCAUAUUAAAUUUAUUGGACCAGGCAAGAUCACAGUAAACAUUGUACAAUAUCCCGAUGACAAUAUUUCUGCCGAUUAUCAACAGAAUCACCUCAGGUGAUAUUUUAAUGCUUGGACUUCAAAUAGAAAACCCCUAAAAGUGAAUUAAUGACAUCAUUACCAUCCUGUCUCUAGAGAAUCUUUAGUAAGGAACGACCAUCCAAAAAUGAUAUUGCAGUUUAGAAGCAAAAAGGUUUUUGGGAUGCCAAAGCAAAAUUUCCUAUGUUGAAGCAUUGAGAUCAAUAUAUGAACAAUUUUUUGGAGGUACAAAACUUGAAAUGGCUUUCAAAAAAGCAAAAAUACUACAAGAUACUAAAAGCUUUUUCUUCUGACAUUUCUCAGAGUAAAAAAUGUCAGAAUAAUGGUCCGAAAGCCAAAAUGAGAACAA